GGGGUGGAGGUUUGGGGGGGCGGGGGGGGCCGGCGGCCGCCAUCUUCUCGCCGAGACCGCCUCGCCCGCCGCGCGGGUCCGUCCGGCAGCUCACGGGUUAAGGCUGGCACCGCGCCCGGCGGGAGGGGGGCGCCCACCUCCCCUCCCCCCCCGCGCCGGGCAUGCGGGGCCCGCCGGGCACCGAGGAGGAGCUGCCGCGGCUGUUCGCGGAGGAGAUGGAGAACGAGGAGGAGAUGUCAGAAGAAGAAGACGGUGGCCUUGAAGGCUUUGAGGACUUCUUUCCUGUAGAGCCCGUGAGCCUUCCGAAGAAGAAGCCUAAGAAGCCAAAAGAGAGCAAGUCUAAAGGGAAACGGAAGAAGAAAGAGGGGAGCCAUGAUGAGCUGUCGGAAAAUGAGGAGGAUCUGGAAGAGAAGUCAGAGAGUGAAGGUAGCGACUACUCCCCCACCAAGAAGAAGAAGAAAAAGCUGAAGGAAAAGAAGGAGAAGAAAGCCAAGCGGAAAAAGAGGGAUGAGGAUGAGGACGAUAAUGAUGAUGGGUGCUUGAAGGAGCCCAAGUCCUCGGGACAGCUCAUGGCUGAGUGGGGCCUUGAUGAUGUUGACUACCUGUUUUCGGAGGAAGACUACCACACGUUGACCAACUACAAGGCCUUCAGCCAGUUCCUCCGGCCGCUUAUUGCCAAGAAGAACCCGAAGAUUCCCAUGUCCAAAAUGAUGACCGUCUUGGGGGCCAAGUGGCGAGAAUUCAGUGCCAACAACCCCUUCAAGGGCAGCUCAGCAGCAGCAGCUGCAGCGGCUGUGGCUGCAGCCGUGGAAACUGUGACUGUCGCUCCUCCACUGGCCAUCAGUCCCCAGCAGGUGCCCCAGCCUCUGCCCAUCCGCAAGGCCAAGACCAAAGAGGGCAAGGGGCCUGGAGUGAGGAAGAAGAACAAAGGUGCCAAAGACUCCAAGAAGAAGGGCAGGGGCAAGAGAGUGGCAGGGCUCAAGUUCCGCUUUGGAGGGAUCAGCAAGAGGAAGAAGGGAUCCUCGAGCGAGGAGGAUGAACACGAGGACUCCGAUUUGGACAACGCCAGCAUCCACAGCUCUUCCAUGCGCUCCGAGUGCUCUGCAGCCCUGGGCAAGAAGAACAAGAGGAGGCGCAAGAAGAAGAGGAUUGAUGAUGGUGACGGCUAUGAGACAGACCACCAGGAUUACUGUGAGGUGUGCCAGCAGGGCGGGGAGAUCAUCCUGUGCGACACCUGCCCCAGAGCCUACCACCUGGUCUGCCUGGACCCGGAGCUGGAGAAGGCUCCCGAGGGCAAGUGGAGCUGCCCUCACUGUGAGAAGGAGGGGAUCCAAUGGGAGCCGAAGGAGGACGAUGAUGAAGAGGAGGAGGGCGGCUGCGAGGAGGAGGAGGAUGACCACAUGGAGUUCUGCCGCGUGUGCAAGGACGGUGGCGAGCUCCUGUGUUGUGAUGCCUGUCCCUCUUCCUACCACUUGCACUGCCUCAACCCACCGCUGCCCGAGAUCCCGAACGGUGAAUGGCUCUGCCCGCGCUGUACAUGUCCGCCACUGAAGGGCAAAGUUCAGCGAAUCCUACACUGGAGGUGGACAGAACCCCCAGCUCCCUUUAUGGUGGGGCUGCCGGGACCAGAGGUGGAGCCUGGCAUGCCCCCGCCCAAGCCUCUGGAGGGCAUUCCUGAGAGAGAGUUCUUUGUCAAGUGGGCUGGGCUCUCCUACUGGCACUGCUCCUGGGUGAAGGAGCUACAGCUGGAGCUGUACCACACCGUGAUGUAUCGCAACUACCAAAGAAAGAACGAUAUGGACGAGCCGCCUCCCUUUGAUUACGGUUCUGGCGACGAGGACAGCAAGAGCGAGAAGCGGAAGAGCAAGGACCCCCUCUAUGCCAAGAUGGAGGAACGGUUCUACCGCUAUGGCAUCAAGCCUGAGUGGAUGAUGGUCCACCGCAUCCUAAACCACAGCUUCGACAAAAAGGGAGACGUGCACUACCUGAUCAAGUGGAAGGACCUGCCCUACGACCAGUGCACCUGGGAGAUCGACGACAUUGACAUCCCCUGCUACGACAGCCUGAAGCAGGCCUACUGGGGCCACAGGGAAAUGAUGCUGGGAGAGGAUGCCAGGCUGCCCAAGAGGCUGGUCAAGAAGGGCAAGAAGUUGAAGGACGAUAAGCAAGAGAAGCCACCGGACACGCCCAUUGUGGACCCCACAGUCAAGUUUGACAAGCAGCCGUGGUACAUCGACUCCACAGGAGGCACUCUACACCCCUACCAGCUGGAGGGCCUCAACUGGUUACGCUUCUCCUGGGCCCAGGGCACCGACACCAUCCUGGCUGACGAGAUGGGAUUGGGCAAGACAGUGCAGACCAUUGUGUUCCUCUAUUCCCUAUACAAGGAGGGCCACUCCAAGGGCCCUUACCUUGUCAGCGCGCCCCUGUCCACCAUCAUCAACUGGGAGCGGGAGUUUGAGAUGUGGGCGCCCGACUUCUACGUGGUCACCUACACGGGAGACAAGGAGAGCCGCUCUGUGAUCCGUGAGAACGAGUUUUCCUUUGAGGACAACGCCAUCCGGGGUGGGAAGAAAGUGUUCCGCAUGAAGAAGGAAGUGCAGAUCAAAUUCCACGUGCUGCUCACCUCCUAUGAGCUCAUCACCAUCGACCAGGCCAUCCUGGGCUCCAUCGAGUGGGCCUGCCUUGUGGUGGACGAGGCUCACCGGCUUAAGAACAACCAGUCCAAGUUCUUCAGGGUCCUGAACAGCUACAAGAUUGACUACAAGCUGCUGCUGACAGGGACCCCCCUCCAGAACAACCUGGAAGAGCUGUUCCAUCUCCUCAACUUCCUGACUCCAGAGAGGUUCAACAAUCUGGAAGGCUUCUUGGAGGAGUUUGCUGACAUCUCCAAGGAAGACCAAAUUAAAAAGCUGCAUGACCUGCUGGGGCCACACAUGCUUCGGCGGCUCAAGGCUGACGUGUUCAAGAACAUGCCGGCGAAGACAGAGCUGAUUGUCCGAGUGGAGCUGAGUCAGAUGCAGAAGAAGUACUACAAGUUCAUCCUCACUCGGAACUUCGAAGCACUCAACUCCAAGGGGGGCGGCAACCAGGUGUCUCUGCUCAACAUCAUGAUGGACCUGAAAAAGUGCUGCAACCACCCAUACCUCUUCCCCGUGGCUGCCGUGGAGGCUCCUGUAUUGCCCAACGGCUCCUACGAUGGCAGCUCCCUGGUCAAGUCUUCAGGGAAGCUCAUGCUGCUGCAAAAGAUGCUCAAGAGGCUGCGGGAUGAAGGACAUCGAGUGCUGAUCUUCUCCCAGAUGACCAAGAUGUUGGACCUCUUGGAGGACUUCCUGGAGUACGAGGGCUACAAGUAUGAGCGGAUCGACGGGGGCAUCACUGGGGGCCUUCGGCAAGAGGCCAUCGACAGAUUCAAUGCUCCCGGGGCCCAGCAGUUUUGCUUCCUGCUCUCCACACGUGCCGGCGGCCUGGGCAUCAAUCUGGCCACAGCAGACACAGUCAUCAUUUAUGACUCGGACUGGAACCCACACAACGACAUCCAGGCCUUCAGCCGCGCUCACCGCAUCGGGCAGAACAAGAAGGUGAUGAUCUACCGCUUCGUGACACGGGCCUCUGUGGAGGAGCGCAUCACUCAGGUGGCCAAGCGCAAGAUGAUGCUCACCCACCUGGUGGUGCGGCCCGGCCUGGGCUCCAAGUCGGGCUCCAUGACCAAGCAGGAGCUGGACGACAUCCUGAAGUUCGGGACAGAGGAACUCUUCAAGGAUGACAUGGAGGGCAUGGUGUCCCAGGGCCAGAGACCUGCCACACCUACCCCUGACAUACAGUCCUCCAAGGGCGGAUCUCUGGCUGCCAGUGUGAAGAAAAAGCAUGGCAGUACCCCACCAGGUGACAACAAGGAUGUGGAAGAUAGCAGUGUGAUCCACUAUGAUGAUGCAGCCAUAUCCAAGCUGCUGGAUCGGAACCAGGAUGCCACCGAUGACACGGAACUGCAGAACAUGAACGAGUACCUGAGCUCCUUCAAGGUGGCACAGUAUGUGGUCCGGGAGGAAGACGGCGUGGAGGAGGUGGAGCGGGAGGUGAUUAAGCAGGAGGAGAAUGUGGACCCCGACUACUGGGAGAAGCUGCUGCGCCAUCACUAUGAGCAGCAGCAGGAGGACCUGGCCCGCAACCUGGGCAAGGGCAAGCGCAUCCGAAAGCAGGUCAACUACAACGACGCCUCUCAGGAGGACCAGGAAUGGCAGGACGAGCUCUCGGACAACCAGUCGGAGUAUUCCCUCGGCUCCGAGGACGAGGACGAGGACUUCGAGGAGAGGCCGGAAGGGCAGAGUGGACGGCGACAGUCCCGGAGGCAGCUGAAGAGCGACAGGGACAAGCCCCUGCCACCUCUUCUGGCUCGAGUUGGGGGCAACAUUGAGGUGCUGGGCUUCAAUGCCAGGCAGCGGAAGGCUUUCCUGAAUGCCAUCAUGCGCUGGGGCAUGCCUCCUCAGGAUGCCUUCAACUCCCACUGGCUGGUGCGGGACCUCCGUGGGAAGAGUGAGAAGGAGUUCAGAGCCUAUGUGUCCCUCUUCAUGCGGCACCUGUGCGAGCCUGGGGCAGACGGCGCGGAGACCUUCGCAGAUGGCGUGCCCCGGGAGGGCCUGUCCAGGCAGCACGUGCUCACGCGUAUUGGGGUCAUGUCGCUGGUUAGGAAGAAGGUGCAGGAGUUUGAGCAUGUCAAUGGGAAGUACAGCACCCCAGACCUGGUCCCCGAGGGGCCUGAGGGCAAGAAGCCUGGCGAGGUGAUCUCCUCGGACCCCAACACGCCCGUGCCGGCCAGUCCUGCACAGCUCCCACCGGCCCCACUGGGCUUGCCAGACAAAAUGGAGGCCCAGCUGGGCUACAUGGAGGAGAAGGAGUCAGGCAUGCAGAAGCCAAAGAAGUCCCUGGAAAUCCAGGCCCUGCCAACUGCCCUGGACAGAGUAGAGGGUGAAGAUAAGCAUCAGAGCACAGACAGCAAGGACAGAGCUCGGGAGGAGAGGAUGGAGGAGGCGGAGGAUGCCCAGGGUUCUCCAGAGCAGCCACUGAAAGAGGAAGUGCUGCCAGACAAGGAGCCAAUCCCAGACAAGCUGGAGCUGAGCCUGAGCCACAGCAGCGACUUCAGGCCAGAUGACCCCAAGGCUGAGGAGAAGGAACCCAUGGAGACACAGCAAAAUGGUGACAGAGAGGAAGACGAGGAGGGGAAGAAAGACGACAAGAAUGGGAAAUUCAAGUUCAUGUUCAACAUCGCAGAUGGGGGGUUCACAGAACUGCACACACUGUGGCAGAAUGAGGAACGGGCCGCUGUGUCCUCGGGGAAAAUCUACGAAAUCUGGCACCGGCGCCAUGACUACUGGCUGCUGGCGGGCAUCGUGACGCAUGGCUAUGCCCGCUGGCAGGACAUUCAGAAUGACCCUCGAUACAUGAUCCUAAAUGAACCCUUCAAGUCUGAGAUCCAUAAGGGCAACUAUUUGGAAAUGAAGAACAAGUUUUUGGCCCGCAGGUUCAAGCUGCUGGAGCAGGCACUGGUGAUUGAGGAGCAGCUCCGGAGGGCAGCGUACCUCAACAUGACCCAGGAUCCCAACCACCCAGCCAUGGCGCUCAACGCCCGCCUGGCAGAGGUGGAGUGCCUUGCCGAGAGCCACCAGCACCUGUCCAAGGAGUCCCUCGCUGGGAACAAGCCUGCCAACGCUGUGCUGCACAAGGUCCUGAACCAGCUGGAGGAACUGCUGAGCGACAUGAAGGCAGAUGUGACUCGCCUGCCCUCCAUGUUGUCACGUAUCCCCCCGGUGGCUGCCCGUCUGCAGAUGUCUGAGCGCAGUAUCCUGAGUCGCCUGACCAACCGUGCUGGUGACCCCACCAUCCAGCAGGGCGCUUUCGGCUCCUCUCAGAUGUACAACAACAGCUUUGGGCCCAACUUCCGGGGCCCUGGACCGGGAGGGAUUGUCAACUACAACCAGAUGCCCCUGGGGCCCUAUGUGACUGACAUCUAGCCGUCCUCGUGACUUCUCCCUGUUGCAGCGCUCCUUUCCAGCUGAGCCGGGCCACCUGCUCAGCCCCCAUGGGAGAGAGAAGCUACAGCCCUUUUAGGAGUUGGUGUUGGAAUACAAAAGGGAAAUCAAGCAAUUCUAUCACACAGAGGACGAGGCCCAGCCUGGCUGCACAGGAGUCCAGAAGUGCCACCUCAUCCUAGCUGAAGUGUUCUUCCACACAGCAUCCCAUCCACAGCCACGCUGGGCAAGGCCCUGACACCUUUUCCAGAGUGACUUACUUAGAGGAAAUUCCAUUUACCUGUACUUUUUUUGCACUUUCCUACCGAAGAUGCGAGCGUAUUUGUCUUGAUAAAAAAGUUGGAUGACGUGUGGAAGAUUCAGACUCACAGCAACCCCUGUCUGUCACCAGGCUCCAGACCUCAAGGGAAAGAUCUCUGGAGGCCUUUGGUGCUGCUCUGUGGACUCACUCCGGCUGGGGAGAAUGCAGCAGCCUGUUCUGGAAGCCCUUAGUAUGUCCCCUGCCCCUGUCUGUACCUGUGUGACUGCCCUUCUGCUCCAGCCUGCUCGGGACCCUUGCGCUACGGGGAACCAGGUCUGGAGAGUAGCUGCCUAGCCCAGUGAUGCUCAGGUUGGGGACCACCAGGCACAUUCCAUCUCCUGGCAGGGGCAUGUAUCUCAAGGGCUCUUGGCUCUGUUGUUUCCAGUGAACAAGUGGUGGCCCCAGUGAUGUGUGGCAGAGAGGGUGGGACAGACCCAGAGCUGGGCCAAAGCCCCUGAAGGGGCUUCUGGAUGUUUGCUCUCUGCAGGAGUGUGGUGUAGGCAGGUGGGAGCUGGUGCUCCAGGAACGAGGGUCGUUUUUUGUUGAGUGGACCUGGGAGACUUGUUCUACUCACCGUGGCACAGACUUCCUUGUUCGCAGCAUCCUGGGCACGGAUGCCAAGGAGCCAGUCCCUCCUGGGGCUGGGCAUGUCUCUGCUGUCUUGGUUCUAGAGAGGCCUUGACUAGGGCAACUGCUGCAUGAAGGUAGGGGCCAUAAGGGCCCUUGCUGGUUCUCAGAGGGUGCGCACAGAGCUGUGUGUGGAGGUGGGACUCUGGACCUGAGGGCUUCUUUAGAUCCUUCCUAGCUGGAGCCAUCAAGGCUCUGGCCUUAUUUCCUGCAGGGAUGCCUUGGAGAGCCAGGACCAUCUCCCCUUGUCAGUGUUGGCACGCCAACUUGUCUUGCUCCAUCCCAGCCUGCGGCACAAUGUCAUGGCCCACGCUGGGGUGUGGGUGGGGUGGCUCCUGCCAGGCUGUGAGCCCGUGUCUGAGCUACGUCUGGCUCGACGGGAGACUUCCGAGCCCUAGUCAUGGCACUUCCCAGGCAGGUGCCCUGGGGUUCAGCAUACUCUGAAGACGAGGAAGGGGCUUGUAGGGAAAAGCCAGUUGGGUUUGAGGGAGCUUGGAGGGGCUAGACUCUCCUGCCUGGGAAAGGAGUGGAGGUAUGCAGCGUCUCCAGGCCCGCCAGGAAUGGGGCAGGUCUCCAAGGCUUGUCUUGAGGACACUUGGGCAGGUGCCUAGCCUUUCCUUAGCCCAGAUGUGCACAUCUGUAACAUAGUUCCUCCUCUGAACCCCUGGAGGGCUGGACCCCCACGGCUUCUUCCAUUGUGACACCUCCCACACUUGAGUCUAUCUGAAUCUUAAGGCCAGCGACUGUCCACACACUGUGGGUAGGCAGAGGGUUGGGGGCUCUGGUCACAGACAGGACAUCUGCAGGCUUGAGUAUAUUAUAAUGGCUGACCCCACUCUCUUAAGAAGGGCUGUCCCCUGCAUGGGAGUGGCUGCCAUAGCUUGCUCCCCAACCCCAGGGCCUCUGUGUUAGUCCCACUGGGCCAGGCGGUCAUCAGCCCUGUUGGCCCCAUUCGGAACUGUGUUCGGCUCCUUUGCCACAUGUGACAGGUCCUGAGACAUGGGCCUAGAGGCACAUGUGGGACAGAACAGAGUCUGUGUCCUUGACUCUACUUCAGGGGCUCAUCAUUUCUCCAAUGACUUCUCCCAGGAGUCUGGCUUUGUCCCUCCAUCUCUGCUGCUUCCUAGAGCAAACCCUGUUGGCCUUCUCCUCUCUGCAGCUAGCUUGACCCGAGCCCCCGCUGGCCUGGGAGGGUCCAUGUUCCCUGUGACCAGCACUGGGAGGCUUUGGAGGGUAAACUGGCCCAGGCAGCUGGGGAGAAGACAGAACCCCUUCAGGGUGCCCUCACUUUGGUCCCUCAGCUGUCUCCUGCUAGCCAGUGAUGGACAGAAGCAACAUUUUGAGGUGGCUCUCAUUUUGCUGCUGAUAGAAUUGGGUCCUCAUGCUCAAGCCGUCAGAGCUGCAGACACAUUUCCAGACACUCUGAUUCACUUAACUCUAUAGGAUUUCUGUAGAAGGUGUGGGGUGCUCGUAGGUGACAUGCGGAGUUGGGGUCAGAGCUAUAACAUCUGAGGGCACCCCCUCACGCACUCCUGCUGUGACCAGCUUCCUCUGCUCCCGAUACCCCAGGGCCACCUGUGAGCCAGGGCUCUCUCCCUCACCUUCUGGGUCCCCCUCACCCAUGUGGGUUGACAGGCUCAGUAACACCUGCAACCAGUUAGGUCUUGUGUCCCAGGACUUUUCAGGUCCUGCAGGGGCCACGCUGGGAGUGGACAGGUAUUGAUGCUUGGAACUUCUAGUAUGUGCCAAGGACGGGGGCUGGGGGCCUAGGCUGACCCUCCACCUUCAUUGUCCUGACAUUCCCACAAAGGGUGGAUGGCCGCCUGCACAGAGCACAGCGUGGAGGAAGCCACCUGCCCGAUUUAUAUACCCGGAAGUUUACAGCCCAAAGUCGUCGGUGUCCUUGUGUUCAUGGGUAUUUUCCCUCUUAAUUUUCAGAUUUUUUUUUUAAACAAAGUAUUUUUUUAGGUAUGAUAACCCUGAAAGGGCCUGUUGGGUGUGCGUAUGUCCUGAACGCUCCACAUAGCCACACAGGGACCAGAGCCCAGCUCAGAGGCAGCUCUUCUGCCUGGAGAGGAGGGAGGCCCCUGCUGCUUGCCAGGGCCAAGCUAGACUGCAGGGAGUUCUCUUCCUGCCCAGGCCAGGCUGGCAUUUGUCCCACCCUUGCCCAAUCCGGCUCACCCUGGGGAAGCUAGAUGCUUGGGGCCAGCUGAGGGCAUCUCAGCAGGGGUCCCCAGGGUGCACACCCGAGCUGCUCUGAAGGGCGUCCUGGGGAAGGCUGGACAGACUAACCAGUGUUAUCUUCACUCGUACUCUGUGUGUAUGUUUUGGUUUCUGUGUUUUAAUAAACCCUUUGGGAAGG
Molecule: messenger RNA, 9316 nt
Organism: Meriones unguiculatus (Mongolian gerbil)
Lineage: Eukaryota; Metazoa; Chordata; Mammalia; Rodentia; Muridae
Gene: Chd5
Product: chromodomain helicase DNA binding protein 5
Exons: 42
Coding region: 162-6008 (1948 amino acids)
Biological process (GO): chromatin remodeling; negative regulation of transcription by RNA polymerase II
Cellular component (GO): chromatin; NuRD complex; nucleus
Molecular function (GO): chromatin binding; ATP hydrolysis activity; DNA binding
Source: RefSeq, a predicted model, not a curated record